Molecule: messenger RNA, 1428 nt
Organism: Linderina pennispora
Lineage: Eukaryota; Fungi; Kickxellomycota; Kickxellomycetes; Kickxellales; Kickxellaceae
Product: Metallo-dependent phosphatase
Exons: 3
Biological process (GO): nucleotide catabolic process
Molecular function (GO): hydrolase activity
Source: RefSeq, a predicted model, not a curated record
CUGCGUAUUCUACACUUCAAUGACGUCUAUCAUGUGGCGGCCAGCGCCAAGGAGCCGGUUGGCGGCGCAGCGCGGUUCGGCCACCUGAUGCACACGCUCCAGCAAAGCGACACGCCAACGCUAACGCUAUUUUCAGGCGACGCGUACUUCCCCAGCCUCGAAAGCAGCAUCUCCCGCGGCGAGCACAUGCUCCCUGUACUGAACAAGCUGAAGAUCGACGCGGCAGCCUUUGGCAACCACGAGUUCGACCAGGGCAUCGAGGUCCUGGAGGGCCUGGUCCGGCGCAACAACUUCCCCUGGGUGAUCAGCAACCUGACCGACAAGGACACAGGCGGGCCGGCGGCCACGGGCAGCGUGACGCACCUGGUCAAAGAGGUAGGCGGAAUGCGGGUAGGAAUCAUUGGCAUUGUCGAGAAGGAAUGGCUUGAUACCCUGCCGUGUCUGCCGCCGACGUUCCAGUACCACGAUUUCAUUGCCGAGGCACGGACGAUGGCCGAGAAGCUGCGUGAUAAGAGCGACCCGGAGAUGGCGUGCGAUCUGGUCAUCUGUCUGUCGCAUAUGCGGCUGCCGAACGAUAUCAAGCUGGCGGAUGCCUGCAAGGAUGUUGUUGAUCUGGUGCUGUCCGGCCACGACCACUUUUACUAUCUGGGCUCGGGGAUUGACUCGCGGGUGAUCAAGAGCGGCACGGAUUUCCGCGACCUGAGCGAAAUCACGCUGACGCUGGCAAGGCCGGGCGCAGUGAGCAAGGUCGACGUCGUGCGCCACCGCGUCACAAGGCAGAUCGAGGAGGAGAAGGAGAUCAGCGAAAUGGUAGACAAGAUCGAGGCGCACCUCAGCAAGGCCAUGGACAAGGUGGUUGGGUUCACGACCACAACCUGGGAUGCCCGCUCGACCGUCUGCCGCACGCAGGAAAGCAACAUCGGCAGCCUUUCGGCCGACCUGAUGCGGCUGUGCUACGCCGAGACCAUUGGUGUGCAGAUUGGGUUUUUGUGCGGCGGGGCGAUCCGCUCCGACAAAGUGUACGAGACCGGGGAGGUCAAGCUGCGCGAUAUCAUGGAGAUCUUCCCGUUCGACGACCCGGUGGUGGUGGUCAGGCUGACCGGCGACCAGAUCAGACGGGCGUUAGAGAACGGCGUCAGCAAGUGGCCGGCGCAGGAGGGCCGGUUUCCGCAGGUCAGCGGGCUCCGGUUCCAGUUCGACCCGAGGAGGGCGCCCGGCGACCGCGUGUCCGACACAGACGUGGAUUCCGAGUGCGGCGGCGAAGAAGACGAGCUCUUGGAUAUGUCGGCCGAGUAUAUUGUGGCUACGCGCGACUACAUGUACCAGGGACACGACGGCUACGAGGCACUGAACGAGGGCGAGCUUCUGCUGGACGAAGAAAACGGAAUCUCCUUCUCCAACCUCUACCGCCGGUUCUUCCACGGCCUG